Messenger RNA from Meloidogyne enterolobii, 177 nucleotides. NCBI's taxonomy places the organism in Eukaryota, Metazoa, Nematoda, Chromadorea, Rhabditida, Meloidogynidae. The record is from the annotation of a GenBank genome assembly.
AUGAAAUAUUUGUUAAUUAUUCUUGCUUUUUUAAUGAUUUUUGUGGUUACUGUUAAUAGUAUUACUUGUGAUCAGUUUAAUUGUUAUUCAACAUGUAGAGCGAGAUGCAACGGAAAUUAUUAUUGUGCCAAAUACCAAUACGCUUGUUUAAAAAAUGGCUGUUGUAAUAGUGGAUGA